Messenger RNA from Phoenix dactylifera (date palm), 1907 nucleotides. RefSeq names its product putative inactive poly [ADP-ribose] polymerase SRO3. Gene Ontology annotation, molecular function: NAD+ poly-ADP-ribosyltransferase activity. Lineage: Eukaryota; Viridiplantae; Streptophyta; Magnoliopsida; Arecales; Arecaceae. The record is from RefSeq and is a predicted model, not a curated record.
GCGUCCUUCUUCUUCUCAUAGCCGUUGACUUUGAAUGCUUCCCUAGUUCCUUAACAUCACCUCCUGCCCCUCUUCUCCCUCGCUUGUUCUAUAUACCGAUGAAGCUAACAAACCCUGGUUUCUCGAUCCCUAUAGCGACGAAGGAAGCCUCUCCAGUAGCAGACUUCAGAGCCAGAAUAGUUGAUUCCAACGGGAACGAGCUCGCUUCAUUUCCGACGAAGAAAAGCUCCCCUCAUGGCGUCGAGAAUUGCCGACCCGAUGCGUCUUCGCUCCAAAGGUCAAAGUUUUCACCCGAUCCCUACUCCUGCGCCGGUCUGAUUCGAGAUUUCAAGAACUUCAGGAAGAGCGGCGCUCCUUCCAGGUUCCUCUUCCUCAAGAACGACUCUUGGAUCGACUUCCCCCGCGAAGUGUUCGAUAUUUUGAGGGCUGGUUUCGUCGCCGGCAAGGCCAUUUUAGAGGUCGCUGUCGAUAAUAGUUCGUAUAUUUUUGACUUCCUACAUAUGACUCAGAUUGAUUUGGGGACGGGAAUUUCGAAUUCUAUCGCUUGGAUUGAUAUCAAUGGGCAAUGCUUUUUCCCAAGAAUAGAUGCGGAUGAGCAGAGGAAUGUUCCUCGUCCGAAGCUGGAGAUCGAAGUGAGAAUCGAUAAGCGCUCUUCGGUAGCUCCAUCAGAUCGUAGUAACCCUCUUAAGAGAAGGAGAGAUGAGUUCGAGCCCAUCGAAGAACACUCCGACGAGAGUCCUGAGACCUCCACCACUGCAAGUUCGAACAGGCCGACAUGGCCAGGAGUUGAAGUGCUGGGAGAUGGAGAUCGAUAUUACAAGGUUGUGGAGAAGUUAUUUCUUGAUGGAAUGAGGAAAUUUGCUCCAGACACAGUCAUCACUUCGAUCCACAAAUGCUUGCACUCCGGCUCCUCAGGGAAUUCCCGACUCAAAGCUUUCCAGAUACAGAUGCAGAUGACGAAGGCCAACCGGGGCGAUGGCAAUGUGAAAUUUGGUUGGUAUGGAACGCCGGCAAGGGACGUCGCCGCCGUCCUUUCUCACGGUUUUGGGCAGCCUAACAACGGAACCUUGGGUUCUGAUGCUUGUGGUGUUGGCAUCCACCUCUCCCCACCACAUUCUCCAUACACAAGUUCUUUGUUGUCUGAAGCGGAUGUUAAUGGCGAGAGGCACAUCAUAUUAUGCCGUGCGAUCAUGGGAAAGCCUGAGAAAGUUGAGGCAGGCUCCCUCCAGUUCCAUCCUAGCAGCCAAGACUUCGAUAGCGGCGUCGACGAUCUUGCGAGCCCAAAAUGGUAUAUUCUGUGGAGUACUCGCAUGAACACUCACAUUCUGCCUGAGUAUGUUGUGAGCUUCAAAUCCUCAAGGAAAUCUCAAGAUCCAGAGAGAAUCAUGAGUCCAUCAAGGAAACCUUCUAUAACAAGUCUGUCCUUCCAAAAACUGUUUGCAGACAUAGGAGGAUCCCUUUCAUCCUCGAGAAGACAAGCUAUAGAGAUAUUCUAUGAUCAUUACAAGGCAGGAAAGAUGAGCAAAGGCACCUUUAUUAAACACCUGAGGUCUAUUGUUGGUGACAAGCUAUUAGCUUCCACAAUCAGAAGAAUCCGGGGAUGCUGAUAAAAAUGAGAGUCUCCGGCAUCAUGUUUUGCAAGGUGUGCGGGCAUCAUAUUGUGGAAUUUUGUUGUUGGUUUCACUCUUGUCCAAGAGAAGUUUAGCUGUGAUUUUGAUCGCAACAUUUCCAACCAUCUGAUUUGUCUAACGCCUCGAAAUGCAACAUAGUUUCUGUCCUGUUACAGCUAAUAUAUUAUCUCUGGCAAUCUGUAUUUUCUAUCUUUUUCUUUGGCUGGUCGAACAUCCAUUAGGCAGGAGUUAAAGCUUGUAACUAUUCAAAAAUAAUCUAUUUUAGACUCUGAAAGA